Molecule: messenger RNA, 1845 nt
Organism: Coprinopsis cinerea okayama7#130
Lineage: Eukaryota; Fungi; Basidiomycota; Agaricomycetes; Agaricales; Psathyrellaceae
Product: DNA dependent ATPase
Exons: 5
Coding region: 1-1845 (614 amino acids)
Biological process (GO): SCF-dependent proteasomal ubiquitin-dependent protein catabolic process
Cellular component (GO): SCF ubiquitin ligase complex
Molecular function (GO): protein binding
Source: RefSeq, a predicted model, not a curated record
AUGAGCAGACGACGACCAGCGAACCACAACAACGUCCGAGGGCCCACCUCAGCAUUGACGGCGUUCUUAAGGGCAUGGUUUCAUCACCCGCGACGAGCGGCGACACGCCAGCAGCAGCAACAGCAGGACGAUGACCAGCAACAGGACGAUGGUCAACAAGGCGACGGGCAGCCUCAGGCGGGCCCGAGCAACGCCCAGCCAGAGGCAAGCAGCUCGACGUCGACGCCGUCGAGGAGGCCAUCCAGAGCUGCGAGCCGACGGGUAUCAGGGUAUGGCUCGGACAAUCUCGACGACGAAGACGAAGACGGCGACGGCGACGUUGAGAUGAAGGAGGCCACGGACAAUGAGCCUGAGCAGCAGGAAGCUGUCGAGAGUCCUGCUCCAGCAAAGAAGCGCAAACUGUCAAAGAAGGCUGAAGCGAAACUCAAAGCUGAAGAGAAGAAGAAGAUGAAGGGGAAGAAAGGAAAGGGCGGGGACGACGAUGAUGACUACGACGACGAGGACGACGACCCUUAUACCUCGCUGUCUAAGGCGAUGUGGACAAACUCUGGGUCCAAACCUGCGCCAGGUAGUUUCGAGAACUGUGCGAGGUGUAAAAAACAAUUCACUGUGACCAAGUACACGAUGACUGCGAACCCACCACCGGGCUGGCUCUGCCAUGUAUGUGCGAAGUCCUCAGGCCAGGACCCAUUCAAAAAGCCAGCCGCCCCCAAGAAGCGCAAGACUGCCGCAGACAAGCGGGAGAUUACACAUUUCGUCGAAAAUCGACUACCCACACUCGUCACUAUCUGUAUCAGGCUUGUUACCAAGCACAUCGACGACGUCGAAUCUCUGGGCGACAUUGGUACCCUGAACCUGGAAGCCAUCGCAAAGGCCAUGUCGAAGAACCGCUCCUUGACACCCGACAACGCCAAAUUAUUCUAUAACGCCUCCAACCCCCGUCUGACCUUCUACGACGCGACGAAUAUAACACCUGCAGCGUUCGAAACGCUUGUAUAUCUCAAUCCCAACCUCACGUCCCUUCGCCUCGACUUUUGCGGUCAGCUUGACGAUACUGCGUUCAAGGUCUUCUGUACCUCGCUUCCCGCCCUCACUCACAUCGAGUUGUUGGGUCCUUUCCUCGUCCGUGCACCCAUGUGGCAGGAAUUCGCCAAAUCUCAUCCUAACCUCGAAGCUUUUUUGAUCACCCAGAGUCCCAGAUUUGACCUCGAGUGUAUCAAAGCUCUGGUGAAACACUGUCCAGGGUUGAAGGAGUUGCGAUUGAAAGAGUUCGCCAAGAUGUCUGAUGUGUUCUUGGAGGAACUCGCCGCUCUGGGAGAAGGCCUGACUUACCUCGACAUCUCGUGUCCGGGAGGAGAGUCCUGCAGCGAAGCCGCCAUUAUCCAGCUUCUAGAGUCCGUUGGGGGAUCAUUGAAGAGCUUGGACGUGGCGAAGCACGACGAUAUCACGGAUAGGCUCCUGAAAGAGGGUCUGAUUCCGCACGUCCACCAUCUCGAUACGCUGAACCUCUCCCACCUGAACGAGCUCACAGACGAAGGCGUUGGCGAGUUUUUCUCGACUUGGGAGAAUCCACCUCUCGUCCACCUCGACAUUAGCCGGAACCCAGAUCUCGGUACGAAAGCUCUUGAAGCGAUUAUGAAGCACUCGGGCAAGACGUUGGAGGUUUUGAACAUCAAUGGUUUCAAGGACGUUGAAGAGCCGGCUCUGCGAACAAUUGGCAGGUUAGGGAAGGAGAUGCGGAAGCUCGAUGUGGGAUUCUGCCGGAAUGUGGACGACUUUGUGAUCAAGGCGUGGUUGGAAGGCGAGGAGGCAGCUGCAGGAGCUGAAGGUGUGGGGGUGCAAUAG